AUGGGACAGCAACAUUCAGGAUUUGUUGUAGAAAUUGCAUCUCCUAGACUUGGACGAUUUCAGGCUGUUCCUCAGAAAGAUCCUGACGAAAAGCCGCCACCAGAAUGGAGAAUCACUGUCAAUCCUGCAGCCGAGUUAUUCGGAUCUCACCGCUUAAAACAGCUUAUUGAUAGAUUAUACCAUCAUCAGAAGCUUCUCACACCAACAGAUGCAAGACAGCUACUCUCAGCUUUAUAUGGAAUUGAUCCUACAGCUGAUCUUCUUCUGCCUUUGCUGACAGUCAUCUCAAAUUCAACGGCAUAUCCAGCUAAUCAAGUCUUAAUGAGAGAUUUAAAAUUAACUGAGAGGAUAGUAGACAUGUUAUGUUUGAAGCAAGCUCUUUGGCCUCCUCAAUGUCGACUCAUGCUCCUACAAUGUGUUGCAAAUAUGGCUGUUUGUCCCGAGAAUCUGAUGAUAGUCAAGCCAACGAUACCUAUAGCAAUAUCCCGUUUAUCUUCCACUGAUGAAACAGAAGUAGUAGUCGCUUUACAGGCAUUAACGAAUCUUUCACUUCGAAUAUCAUCUGAUGACAUUCCGACCUUUGUUCCGUGUAUAAAUGCUUGUUUAAAUCAUUUAUGGGUUCGUGGUGAAGCCAAUAUAAAUGCUCUUCGUCUUCUCGUCAAUUUAUCUUGUUGUCCUGAUUUGGUGCCAUAUAUGCUCGGGGCUAAACCUGUAACUGGUCUUAUACGAAUAUUAGAUUCUGAUCGAGAUGAGAUUCUAUUGCGAGGAGUUACUUGGCUGCUGUGCACAUCAUCAGCAGUUGAAGCUCUCAAUAUUACUUAUGAUACAAUUGCUUCUCAUAAUCAAGAUCCAUUCAGCAGUCCAACGCAAACCUUAUUCUACAGCAUAUUUGGUGCUAAAGGACGUGAAGAGAUGAUCACUCGUGCUAUUGAACUACGAUCUCACAACCAGAAAGAUAUUGCUCAAAAAUCACAACGUUUAUUAGAAAUCGUUUCUAAGAUUCCACUCUUACCGGCUCCAGGAUCUCAUUUGAAUCGUCUUUGA
Auanema sp. JU1783 is the source of this 1044-nucleotide messenger RNA. Lineage: Eukaryota; Metazoa; Nematoda; Chromadorea; Rhabditida; Rhabditidae. The record is from the annotation of a GenBank genome assembly.